Messenger RNA from Postia placenta MAD-698-R-SB12, 1826 nucleotides. RefSeq lists its product as hypothetical. The transcript is spliced from 12 exons. The coding region runs from base 1 to 1794 and encodes 597 amino acids. NCBI's taxonomy places the organism in Eukaryota, Fungi, Basidiomycota, Agaricomycetes, Polyporales, Adustoporiaceae. The record is from RefSeq and is a predicted model, not a curated record.
AUGAAGAAGAGCAAGAUUAUAUCUGCAAGAACUACGUUCCGCACUCUCAUGUUGUGGGCAAGAGCGCAGAUCGGCCCUGGAGUUAUCUCCACAAACCACUCCAAGAUGGAGAAAUUAUAUGAACUUGUCUCCAACCAUAUUGAGGAUACCGAUGCUGACAAGAUGCAUGCAGACCAGCCACCGGUUGAAUGCCAGGAUCUUGCGUUCGUACUGGUUGACUUUGCUCGUCUAGUGACAAUACACGUGAUUUCCUUGAACCGCCACUGGAAAGAGGAAGACGUUAUCCCAGGCGCAGAGCAUUGGCACGACAUCUGGAGUCCACAGCAAGGACCAGACUGGAUAGAUGAGACGUCAGCCGCCAUCGAAGAAGUGCAUCGGUGGCGUGCUGAAGUCCUGGACGGUUCCGGAAGCGGACAUCUACCGAUUGUCAAACAUUUGAGCGACGAGCAACGAGCGUUUAACGGCUUCGGCCGCCAUCUUAGCCACGACGUCGUGUACAGCCUCGGCAUCCACCCAGGAAUGCCGGCAUCGGACGUAUGCAGAGAUGAUGUGCUCUUCUCCCAGUGGACAUCGCAACAGUAUCUCAUCCGGGUUGCGAACAUCCCAAACUCCGAAAAUCCCUUUGCAUUCAACGACAUAUCGAACCAACGCUACCUAUCCGAAUCCGUGCUGGUCUAUCACAAGCAGUGCGUAUAUGUUCCAGCAGAGCUGAACGAUCGCCUCGCUCGUGCGGGAAUGUAUGACCCUAGCCACAUCAUUGGUGUAACACCGGAUCCGAAGGCACCUGGCAGGCCUGGGCGCCGUAAGAAGGAGAGAAAUGGGCUUCCCGGAAGGCCGGCAAAACAGCCACGGGUGCAGGCGCUACAAGAUCGCAGCGAACUCGGGCUGUGGGGUGUGACUCAAGAGCCGUGGUCUGCGCAGGUUCUGAUCGUGAGCAUCAAGGCGGGAUGUCGUACACAGCAAGCACCGCAUGGAAAGGCUUCGAGCUCGACCACAUGGGAGAGCGCGCUGGGGACAUACGUCCGAUCCUCGCCAGGGAUACUGAGUCGUCUAGACAACGGCCGCCCACAUCGACGGUUGAGCAGGACGCUCGCCACGAGCCGCCCCCUCGCGAGCGGCGCGGGGUUCCGCACGACCAUCGGGGGAUCGAAGCAGGGCGGUGGUGCUGUUGCGCGGGACAUGUGCAGCAUGCCCGGCCGUGGUGUGGACUCGUGGAUGAGGCCGGGCGUCGGUAUCUCGUGCGCGGGGAUCGUGUGCGCCAUGACGCGCGUGCGCGAGGCGAUGAGCGAGCGCGGCACGUAUGCAGACUCGGGCGCGAGGAACUGCAUCUGCAGCUCGAGCGGGCCGUCUGCGAAGGGGUCGUCGCCCGCGAGGGGGGACGUGACGGACGCGAUGCGCCGGCGCGACGGCGGCGGUGGUGGUGCGCGACGGCCGCUCGUGAGAUACUGCCGCUCGACGGGCGAGGAUGCGGACACCGAUGCGGGCGUCGUGCGGGCAGCGAGUGCGGCGCGGUUGUGCGCUGAGGCGGCGGCGGCCGAGAGGUUCUUGUUGGGGAUGCGCGACCAGGACGACUGGGCAGACACUAUGGGCGACGGCUGCAGGGUGCGGAAAUGGCGCGAGGUGGGUCUACGAUGGGCUGGUGCGCAAAUCCUGCAAGUUUCCGCCGGUGCUCAGAUUCGAGGACGUGUGGAAGGACUGCUGUCCUGUUACUGUGUCGCUGUGAAGACAGAGAGCGGCGCGUUUAUACCGUCUGCGGCGCUGCGGUCGUCAGGCAGGGGUGAUGAUGAGACGUGAAGGAUGGGCUGGAGAGACAAUGCCAGUGCGAG